This is a messenger RNA of Olea europaea var. sylvestris, 2279 nucleotides long. RefSeq lists its product as uncharacterized. Bases 251 to 2032 code for a protein of 593 amino acids. Lineage: Eukaryota; Viridiplantae; Streptophyta; Magnoliopsida; Lamiales; Oleaceae. The transcript is spliced from 12 exons. The record is from RefSeq and is a predicted model, not a curated record.
UUUGAGUCCUUUUUGAGGUGGGUAAUAACAGCUUGGACGUUUAUGGACCCCAUCAAUGACCCUUCAUUUCUCCAUAGCCGCACACCCAAAAUCCCAUUUGAUCGAAACAAAUUGACAUUUUUUGAAUGCACAAACAUUGCAGAUUCUUGCCGAUUUGCCUCAAUAAUUUCAAAUUGGGUUCAGUCUUGAAAUUGCUAGCUGAAAUUGAUACCCAUUUUUCCAGUUCUUUUUCCACUUUGUUCUAUUUCCAAUGCCAGGGACUGUUCAAGUUUCAGUUCUGGAAUUUAAGGGUCCUUCUUCUUCACACCCGAACUUAACAUCCCUGAAAGUUUCCAUGGGAAAAAGAGUUUUUCGAACUCGGGACAUGGGAGACUUCUCUUUCCCUUUAACGACUCUCCGUGACAAUUUAGUCAUUGCACUUGUGGAUACUGAGGAAAAUGAGAUAGCUCAUACAGGGAUUCAGACAAGGACGAUAAUCGAGAAGGGUUGCUGGGAUGAAAUUAUCUCGCUUGAGGGAGGUGGGCAUGUGCAUAUGAAGUUGCAAUUUGUUCUCAGUGAAGAAGACCGCUGUCGGAUUCGUGUUAUGAGAGAAUCUGUAUUGAAGAAGAAACAAGAUGUGAAUCCCAGCAUUAACAUCGGACAUUCAGAAGUCACUGGUUCCACCAGUGAUCCUGUUGAGAUAUCCAUACCCAAUAUGCCAGAGGUCUCAGAUUCCCGAUCAAGAUCUAUUAACAUAGAAGUAAUCAGUCAUGAAGUUGUAGCCCCACAAGGUGGUUCAUUGGCGAAACCUUCUACUUCCUCAGUUCACCCUCAAUCUGAUUACCUGAGUACAGAAGGAAGCACCCUUGAGAGUCCAAUCCCAAAUGCUGCAGAUCCUCAUGAAGGUGCUUCAUCUUCUUCAGUUAGACAUGGAGUCAAAUCAAAAUUUCCUCAAGUAGAUCAAAGGGGACCAGUAGUGGAACUUGAAACCCACUUGCCACUUGCUCCUAUUCCUUCAAUACCAUUUGUUGAUCAAGAAGUUUCAUCCAUGCUGGAAAGCGAAUCACAGAUCCCUGAAACGAGUACUUCAGCAACCUCAAAGAUGCAAGAUGAUCCUAUUCAUAAAUCGGAGCAUCAAUGUCCCCUGGGAAAAACCCCUAGCAAUGUGAGAAAAAUGAUUAGUGCCUUCGAAAGUAAUCUAGUCCAGAUCCCAGCUAAUAUCGGUAAAGGAGCAGAUAUUGUUUUGGGUGUCACUGAACCAUCUCACUCUGCUCAGAAUUUGGAGUCAAGUACAACAAUUUUUUUGUCUAAAAGAAAAGAUUCAAAGGUUGAGGAUAUAUCUACAGCCGCUCAAGGAGAACUAACUGUGAAAGAAAGUAAAAAAAUGCCUGUUGAAUUUAUGAGGCCAUCCACUUUGGGAACAGCAACAAGUUCUGGAAGAAUGAACGAGGACCAAUUGCGAGUUGUUCAAGCUUAUAAUUCCUCUGAUGUGCUGCUGUGUUCUUCCAAUUCUUCAGCUGUAGAGGGAGUAGAUACAAGAACUGGAUUGGAGAGUUCAAUUAAACUUUAUAAUCAAUUGGCUUCCAACCAGAAAACAAAAUCAGUAGAAUAUUAUGAAAAGGAAUAUCAUUCCUCUGAAAGAUCUGGUAUAUGGAUAUUCCCAGAUAACACACAACGCUUAUGUAUCACGACUGCAGGUAAGAAGGCAAUGAAAAUACUAGAACGUCGCCAUAUUGAAGCCAGAACUCGCCAAGAGAAGAAAUAUUCUUCGAAAUCACAAAUGGCAGAGAAGUGUAAUGUGCCGUUCAGAAAUGAACCUGAGACUAAAAUGAGGGAGAGAAAUUUUUGCAAUCAGCAAGAAUCUGGACCUGAGAGCUCUCCAGAUGAUGCAUCUAGUGGACUAGUUGGACAGGUAAUAAAAAUUGUGAUCAUUUUGGGUUUUGGAGCUUUUGUUUAUCUUACCAGACAAAAGGAACCCCGAAAAAGCAAGAGAGACGAAAAUAUUGCCUUCCCCAUUCCAGAUUACCUUGACAAAAGGACAUUAGCUGAGUAAUUGGCUGGUAGAUCACGAGAAACGAUUGGUGCACUGUAAUUCUUCUGACCAGGUUUUAACUAAUCCGUAAAUCUUUUUGUAACUUCUGUUUUUCUGGGUGGCAUAGGCAGAUAUGAUAUUAUGAUGUUCAAAUCCAUGCCAAUCACCUUGAGUAGAUGAACUAUUUCUAGCCUCCAUUGUAAUUCAUUUUAUCUCAUUUUUUUUCUCUAUAAACAAAGAAUGUGAAUCAGUCACUGGUUUUUGAGAA